Messenger RNA from Pecten maximus, 1164 nucleotides. RefSeq lists its product as uncharacterized. Gene Ontology annotation, molecular function: calcium ion binding. NCBI's taxonomy places the organism in Eukaryota, Metazoa, Mollusca, Bivalvia, Pectinida, Pectinidae. The transcript is spliced from 2 exons. The record is from RefSeq and is a predicted model, not a curated record. Bases 1 to 1164 code for a protein of 387 amino acids.
AUGGAUAUCACUAAUGGUAAACCGGUGUCACAAAAGCCUCUUUUUCGUGUGAAGCGUAAAUCUGAACCUUACGGCAUCGUGAGCUGGGUGAAAUUGGCCAAGAGAAAAAGUGAGUCGAUGGAAAAAAUAUUUCCAAAUAUGAUGGCAGCAAGCUUAAAACUUGCUGGUAUCUAUCUAGCAGCUCAUAAAUACUUCGAAGUUGAUAGAAGAUACACGUUUUCGACGACUAAAUAUGAAGAUCGUAAAUUCUACAAGCAUUUCCCAAUUCCACGUCUAAAGAAGCUCCAUCCGGUUGUGGAGAAAGCUUGCAAUAAAGGUGAGUUUGAAUGUAUCACGGAAAUCGCCACUGUUGCCAAUAUGUCCGGAUCACUUGCCAAAUUCCAUAAACAUUACAAGAAGGACGCACUCCUCCCUGAAUAUCCGUUCAGCUCUGCAUUGGAACAGUUUCAGUAUCGAACUACUGCCAGCUACUACAUGUGUUGGUUCACAGAUCGUCGUCGCAAGCUUCUGGCAUACGAAGGGGGACACUGUCUAGAAAACCUGAAAAAAACCCAUGAAGCAAAUGGCAAUAUAAUACACGACAUAAGGUCUAUUUACGUAGCUAAUGCUAAAAGAGCCAACUAUGUUUCACCUUUUACGUGUGCCUAUAUAUGGUUUUGCCCUGAUCCGUGUUAUGGAAAGAAUGACUCUGGUAACUUUAAAGACUUCAGGUCAGGCGUGGCCGACCUUCUUAAUCCGUGCUCGCGGUUGAAAGACAAAGCCUGUUUUUGGGAGACUGGAAAAAACACUGUCUUUGAUUAUCUUCAAAGGAACAGAAUAAACUACACGUGUAAUUGUAAAAAUGAACGAAAAGGCUUCAUAUGGUCCCCUAAGUAUAGCAUCUGUAUUGACCAAGACGAAUGUUAUGAUGGCGUGGCAAAUUGUUCAAGUGACAAAAUCUGCCGUAAUGACGUUGGUUCUUAUACGUGUCAGUGCCGAAUGGGAUUCAAACUGAACAGGACUACCGGUCAGUGUGACAGACACGACCUGUUUCGUCCCACAUCUCAUAUUGGCAUGAAGCGACGUAAUAAACAAAAUCAGGAAGAUCAAACCGGAAUUUGGGCAGCAAUCGACCGCCUGUACAUUGUAUAUGAAUCAAGUUCAACUAAGCCCUCCGAUACAUAA